Molecule: messenger RNA, 1874 nt
Organism: Zymoseptoria tritici IPO323
Lineage: Eukaryota; Fungi; Ascomycota; Dothideomycetes; Mycosphaerellales; Mycosphaerellaceae
Gene: FLO
Exons: 2
Coding region: 81-1592 (503 amino acids)
Source: RefSeq, a predicted model, not a curated record
GCAACAUCUUCCACUUCCAAGCACCACAUCACCCCACACUCUUUUAACCAACCCACACUCGUUUAACCACCACUUUCAAAAUGAAGUACGCUGGGAUUCCCCUCUUCGCCGUCGGCGCACUCGCCCUCAACAUCAAGCGCCAGGAGGCUUGUGGCACGACCCUUGAUGUCUGCGAUGAUGGCCAGGCUCCGGCCUGCUGUCCGGGAUUCACUUGCACGCCCGUCGAGUCCCUCGGAAUCAGCCAGUGUGUAGCCGCUGCCCCCGACGUCUCAUCCACCACCACGACUGAGUCCUCCACCGCGACUGAUUCGGCCACCACCACCGCUGCCGAUUCCAGCUCCACGGAUUCGGCCACCACCACCGCUGCCGAUUCCAGCUCCACGGAUUCUGCCACCACCACCGCGACUGAUUCCAGCUCCACCGAUUCGGCUACCACGACCGCGACUGACUCGUCCACAACCACCGACACUGCCGUCAUUGACCCCAACACCACCAACACGGACUCGACGACCGUCAGCGACAGCACCACCUUUGAGGAGACCGUCAUUUCAUCCACGACCACUCUUGUCGAGAUCGACCCAACCAACACCGACCUCCCAAUCUACAACACCGGCGCCCCAGUCUACAAUACCGGCGCCUCAGCCCACAACACCGGCGCCCCAGCCUACAACACCGGCGCCCCAGUCUACAACACCGGCGCCCCAGUCUACAAUACCGGCUCCGCAGUGUUCCCCAGCGACCACCCUACUUCCUACCCGGCCAAGGAUACCACCUACCUCACAAGCUACAGCACGUACUGCCCAUACGAGACUACAGUGAUCUACGGAGGCAAGCCCCACGCCACUACGGUGACCGGAUACAGCACCGUCACUGUCACUGUCUACCCGACCAAGUCCGUCGGCACUGAUGUGCUUACAUACUACCCGGCUGAGACGACUGUCAUCGUCGACAACAAGCCUGUCCCCACAACAUAUGUGACGUACUCGACGAUCGUCGUCAAGCCGACCCAGGCUGCGAUUGUCAAGACCGCCUGCCCCUACGUCCCAGCUCCAUCUGCAGACUCUGGUGUCAACAAGCCAGGCCAAUAUGCCAACAACGGAGCCAACAAUGGAGCCAACAAUGGAGCCAACAAUGGAGCCAACAACGGAGCCAACAACGGAGCCAGCAAUGGAGCAAGCAAUGGAGCCAGCAAUGGAGCCAGCAACGGAGCCAACAACGGACCCAGCAAGGGAGCCAGCAAUGGAGCCGGCAACGGUGCUGACAAGCCCGCUGAUUACAACAACGGUGCCAAGGGCGACAAUGGUGCUGACAGCGGCGCCAACAAGCCAGCUGAGUACAAGCCAGUGCCAGUGCAACAGAUCAGUGACGGUCAGAUCCAAAACCCAGCCGGUGCAGCCAGCCCAGCCAGCCCAGCAGCUUACCCCGCGCCGGCCAAGAACGGCACUGCCAGCAGUGGCUCCAACAACGGAGGCUCCAACAACGGAGGCUCCAAGUCCCCUGUUGCUCCUCAGGCUUACACCGGCGCUGCGAGCUCCGUCCAGGUCGGCUUCGGUGCCAUCAUCAUGGGCGCCAUUGCUCUCGCUGCCUUGUAGGGAAUUGUGCUCUGAGCAGGAUGGAUCCCUUUGAAGAGUAAUGAUGUACAUAUGGGAUGAUGGUGUUGAUACCCUGGGGGAAAGGAUGGCUUGCAUGAUUUCGAAUGCCGGAAAUUAAGGGCGUGUCCGGUAGAUGAGUGGAGUGGAUUGAACGCUCGGACGAUUUGCUCGGUAAGUCAGAUAUCGCUUUAAUUAGCUAUGUUGUCCAGUAUGUUGUAAGUGGAGUAAGUGUUGAUCUAGUGUAAUUAAAUACAAGGUUCGCAAGUGCCAACCGGCGAUGCU